UUAUUCAUUCCAUCUUUUCCAUUCUUUCAGUUGUCACUCAGUCCAGUCUUUCUCUUUGUUUAGUUUUGAGAGAAGCUCUCUAAAAACAUGACGAACAAUUAGUAGAGGGUCUAGAUGUCAAGUAUGUUUUAUCCAGAGAGAAGUAAUUGUUUGGUGAAAAAUUAAGCAGUGAGGUUAUUUCUUUUUUCAUAGGUGAGUUUUGAUUUUAAAGUUCGAACUCAUACCGCAUUAUGGAUGUUAUAAUAACCUCCCAGUCUUUAUGAACCACUUUUUUUUUUUUUUUUUUUUUUUGUAGUCCUACUAUUUUGCUAUUGAAUGUGGAAGCCACCAAGCUUCAAUCCCUUGGCAUUGAUCGAGUACUCACUCUUUGCCCUAGAAGGGACUCUCCAUAGAAAAUCAUGGAGAAGCCAGAGGAGCACCUUCUUCUUCUCACCUCUAUUUGUGAAAAGCUCAAGGGCCACAAUCAAUUCAAGCCUUCCUCAAGUUCGCCAGCUCUUAGAGUCCUGCAGAACUUGUAUCAAACUAAGCUAUGAAUCCUCGAGAUAGCCAACUUGAAUCUUAAUAUCCUUUCAAGGUAUGCUACCAUAUUGUCAAUCUCGACAUUGCAUUCAAAAGAUACUAUUCCAAUCUAUGCACAAUAAGGAGUCAGUUAUCAAUAUAUUUCAGUAUGUUCACCGGCUCGAUCUUUUUGUGUAUGUAAAUGCAGUUGGAGCUACAAAGAGGAUCAUGUUGCAUGUGCAGUGGAGUGUUACAUGAAGCAGCAUGAUCAUGAUGCUUCCUACCGUUGAGUGCUAUAUGAAGCAGCAUGAUCAUGCCCGCCUCAGCAGUUCAGUGCUACAUGAAGCAACAUGAAAUGUUACUUUAUCGGUGGAAUGUUACAUGAAGCAACAAGUCUCAUGACAUUGCGACCGUGGAGUGUUACAUGAAGCAACAAGAUCGGUUGCAUUGAUAGAAUCAGAGGCGGACCUACGGUGCUCCAAGGAUUGUCAACUGACAGACCUUAGUUUUAUGUUUGGAAUAAGCAUCAGUGGAAAUUUAAAGGUUAUUAAUGAUAGCAAUAUUGGAAUCCAAUUCAGUUUGACAACCCUUAGAAUAUCUAAUUAAACGUUUCCUUUUACCUGUAAACCAAUGGUUGUUACAAAAUUAAAUAGUUUAUUACUAAUUCUAUUUAAGGAACUGAAUUUAUUUUCAAAAUAUAAUUUACUUUAUUAGUUCUCGUUUUCAUUUAUGGGGAACCCCUUUGACUACCCACUCCACCCAAAUUCUCAUCUGGGCGAGCAAUUUGUGAAUUAUUAUUUGAUUAAGAGGUAGAUUGGAUGAUGAAAUGGGAUGUGGUAAUUUGGUUCAAUUGUCGUAAAAUAAAGUAAAUAGGUUCAAUUGCUUUGUUUGGCAAUAUAAAAUGGGGAUGCAUUAAUUUGACCAAAGCAAUUGUUUUGUUUUGCAUCAAUUUGAAUUGACAGGGGAUGGACAAAUAUUUUGAAAUGAUGUGUCCAUUAUCACAUGAGAUAAUUUUAAAAAAUUUGGUGAAAUCGUCUCAUUUCAUAAAUUCAUUAUCUAAAUAUCCCCUAGUUUUGUUGAAAGUUGUGUGAAUCGUAACAUAAAUAAUAAUUUUAUUUUGAAAUUUUUUCCAAAGAUGGAAACACUAUGUGAUUUAUUGUGAAAAUAAUAUGUUGUGUACUUCAUGAAUAAAACCGUAUUGAAUUGUAUAUGCGUCUUUAUUAUUUUAUUUUUGAAUACCCUUAUAAAUUUUUCUGGGUCCGCCACUGGAUAGAAUGUUACAUGAUGAAGUGACAUGGCCUAUUGGCGCGCAACCGUCACUCGAUGCAUUGAACAGUAUUAUAGAGGAUGAUUGGAUGAAAUUUAUGAACUGAGAAAUUUAUGAACCUAUACCCAUGCUACAAUGUAUGAUAUUUUGGUUGGAUCACCAACAACACACUUUCAAGAUAUACAACAAAGCUUAUUUGUAUUCAUAUAUGAUGGAUAUACAUGUUCUUGACAUUUAAUUUACAUGGUCAAACAUUGAAGAACAAAAAGGCACGAUGAUAUAUAAGAAGAUGAUAUCAACUCAUGUGCAGUGGUUAUGCAAUUUCAUGGGUCGACUAUUAAUACAUCUUUUUUCAAGCACUUUUAAUUGACUCGCGAGAUUCCUUUUUCUUGUUAAUUAUUUUAUUCUUUACUCCAGUCGGUACCUAAAGAGCUACCAUAUGCCUGGCAAUUGAGCAUAUGGCGGUCACUACCCACGCAACCUUUUUUGAGAUGGAUCAUUUAUUCAAUCAAUUAAAGUACGAUCUCGAAUCAGAUCUCAAGACACAUUUCUCAACACGCGAGCCGGGGUUAAUUGAUAAACAAAUCAUUUUGAAUCAAAUCUCGUAUACAAAAGAUGGAAGAAAUCUUGGAGUGCAUGCGGAAUCAGUAAACAAAACCGGGAUUCACAAUUUUCCUUCGGUACUAGGAAUCUUUUUCUUUUUGUAAUUGUACCAGGAAUCUUUGGACAAUGAACAAGGGACCAAAAAUCCAGCUGCAUGCAACUAGGCACAUAUAAUUAUAAAUUAAUAACGUUCGUGCUAAAGGUUAAGUACUAUAAUCAGCUAGCUGUAUUCAUAUCUUUGAAAGAACAUGUGAUUCCUUUGAAAGAACAUGUGUUUUUUAUUACACUCUUCAAUGCCGUUCGACGCAUUUUCAACCAUUAGAUCAAUCCGUAGGUUGAUCCACUUAAUAACAAAGAUUUAGAAAGACACAAAUUAUAAUUAAUUAAAUACGACCCCACAGAACUACAAUCUGGCCCAUAAAAGGCAAAGCUUCAGUGCUUCACUCCCACUCCCCUCAUCUCCUUCUUCAUCCCAUCUUCUUCUUUCUUUCACUCUCUCCCUCGGUUCAGUUUUUUUCUUUCUCUCUACUUUGCUGUCAGCGAGGAGAUGGGUUUACAAACCAUAUUUUAAACUUUUCCCGACAACUUGAGUUAUUAAGAUCAGUAUCUCGAUAUGGUAUUAGGUAUUGUUAGUUCAUUGUGAAUGAAUAAUAUUCACAACACUGUCCAACCAGCAAGGUGAAUUCGAUAUGGUAUUAGGUAAUGUUAAUUCAUAUCUGAAGCCACGAGAAGGAGCGAAUGCAUCAAACGAGGAUAUUGAGUUCACAAAAUCACAUCCAACUGCCCUCCUCAAGUUAGCCAACUUGAAUCUUAAUGUCCUGCAGAACUUGUAUCAAACUAAGCUACAAAGUUCUCACCAAUCCGAACAGCAAAGAGGACAUGUUGCUUCAUCAGUCGAAUGCUACAUGAAGCAACAUGAACAAUUCGCUUCAUCGGUGGAAUGCUACAUGAAACUAGCAACAUGAUUGUACUACUGCCGCAGAGUGUCACAUGAAGCAACACAAUGACACUCAAGAAAAACCUCUAAUUCGUCAUGUACAUAGAUAUAGCGUGAAUGUGUCAAAAAUCAGUUCAUCUAAAUAAAUUGACUUGUUGGAAUAAGUUGCUAAUUUCCACAUCUUUCCUUUUACCAACUAAGAUAGAUGAACACCUCAAUCAGACCAAACAAAGACCUCAAAGCAAU
Linum trigynum is the source of this 3551-nucleotide messenger RNA. NCBI's taxonomy places the organism in Eukaryota, Viridiplantae, Streptophyta, Magnoliopsida, Malpighiales, Linaceae. The record is from the annotation of a GenBank genome assembly.